GGGCGCGGGGCGGCGGGGUUCGGCGGCUGGUAUCCCUCCGCCCGGGGUGUGUGGUGCGGUCCGGGCUGUGUGUGUCUGUGUGUUCUGUGUGUGUGUGCGCGCGCGCGCGCGCGGCUGGCCCCGCUCCCCCGGACCUUUUUCUCCCUCCGCAGCAGCACCGGGACCCGCCGCCAACCGCUCCCCACCCGCCUCCACCCCCGCCGCCACCGCGGGGCCGGCCCCGGCGUUCUUCCCUUCCCGGCCCGCCCCGCUUCCCCCCACCCCCCCACCCCCCCACCCCCCCCACCUCCCCUUCCCCUCCUCCCUCCCUCCCCCUUCCCUCCCUUCCCUUCUCCCGCCGGCGCCGCAGCCGCCACGCCGCCGCCAUGGAGCUCAUCACCAUCCUGGAGAAGACGGUCUCGCCGGACCGCUCCGAGCUUGAGGCGGCGCAGAAGUUCCUGGAGCAGGCGGCCAUCGAGAACCUGCCGACCUUCCUGGUGGAACUGUCCAGAGUGCUGGCAAACCCUGGCAACAGCCAAGUUGCCCGCGUGGCGGCCGGCUUGCAGAUCAAGAACUCCCUGACUUCCAAGGACCCCGACAUCAAGGCCCAGUACCAGCAGAGAUGGCUCGCGAUCGACGCCAACGCCCGCAGGGAAGUCAAGAACUACGUUUUGCAGACGCUGGGUACAGAAACGUACAGGCCCAGCUCAGCCUCUCAGUGCGUGGCUGGCAUCGCAUGUGCCGAGAUCCCCAUGAACCAGUGGCCCGAACUCAUUCCCCAGUUGGUAGCGAACGUUACGAAUCAGCACAGCACGGAGCACAUGAAAGAGUCGACGCUGGAGGCCAUUGGAUACAUCUGUCAGGAUAUCGAUCCAGAGCAGCUUCAGGACAAAUCCAAUGAGAUCCUGACAGCCAUCAUCCAGGGAAUGAGAAAGGAAGAGCCCAGCAACAAUGUGAAGCUAGCAGCUACUAAUGCACUCCUGAACUCUUUGGAAUUCACCAAAGCAAACUUUGACAAAGAGUCCGAAAGGCACUUUAUUAUGCAAGUAGUCUGUGAAGCAACGCAGUGUCCAGAUACAAGGGUACGAGUGGCUGCCUUACAGAAUUUGGUGAAGAUAAUGUCCCUUUAUUAUCAGUAUAUGGAGACAUACAUGGGUCCUGCGCUUUUUGCUAUAACUAUUGAAGCAAUGAAAAGUGACAUAGACGAGGUGGCUCUACAGGGGAUAGAGUUCUGGUCAAACGUCUGUGACGAGGAGAUGGACCUGGCUAUAGAGGCGUCUGAGGCAGCAGAGCAAGGAAGGCCUCCAGAGCACACUAGCAAAUUUUACGCGAAGGGAGCGCUACAGUAUUUGGUCCCAAUUCUGACACAAACGUUAACAAAACAGGAUGAAAACGAUGAUGACGACGACUGGAACCCCUGCAAAGCAGCAGGAGUCUGCCUCAUGCUCCUGGCGACCUGCUGUGAAGAUGACAUUGUUCCUCAUGUGCUGCCCUUUAUUAAAGAACACAUUAAAAAUCCAGAUUGGCGAUACAGAGAUGCAGCGGUGAUGGCUUUUGGGUGCAUUUUGGAAGGACCAGAGCCUAACCAGCUCAAACCACUAGUCAUACAGGCAAUGCCAACUUUAAUAGAACUAAUGAAGGACCCCAGUGUUGUGGUUCGAGACACGACUGCUUGGACCGUGGGCAGGAUCUGUGAGAUGCUUCCUGAAGCUGCCAUCAAUGACAUUUACCUCGCUCCACUGCUGCAGUGUCUGAUGGAGGGCCUGAGCGCUGAGCCCAGAGUGGCCUCCAACGUGUGCUGGGCCUUCUCUAGUCUUGCUGAAGCUGCCUAUGAAGCUGCAGAUGUAGCUGAUGAUCAGGAAGAACCAGCAACCUACUGCUUAUCCUCUUCAUUUGAGCUAAUAGUUCAGAAACUUCUGGAAACUGCAGAUAGGCCUGAUGGACACCAGAAUAACUUGAGGAGUUCUGCAUAUGAAUCUCUGAUGGAAAUAGUGAAAAACAGUGCCAAGGACUGUUACCCUGCUGUCCAAAAGACAACCCUGGUUAUCAUGGAGCGACUUCAGCAAGUGCUGCAGAUGGAGUCUCAUAUCCAGAGCACUUCCGACAGAAUCCAGUUCAAUGAUCUUCAGUCUCUUCUUUGUGCUACUCUACAGAACGUCCUCCGGAAGGUCCAGCACCAGGAUGCUUUGCAGAUCUCCGACGUAGUGAUGGCAUCUCUGCUGAGAAUGUUCCAGAGCACGGCGGGCUCGGGAGGCGUGCAGGAGGAUGCCUUGAUGGCAGUCAGCACCCUGGUAGAAGUCUUAGGUGGAGAGUUUCUGAAGUACAUGGAUGCCUUCAAACCGUUCCUUGGCAUUGGACUGAAGAACUAUGCGGAGUACCAGGUUUGUCUGGCUGCAGUGGGCCUGGUUGGUGACUUGUGCAGAGCCCUGCAAUCCAACAUCUUGCCUUUUUGUGAUGAGGUUAUGCAGCUGCUCUUGGAGAACUUGGGGAAUGAAAAUGUUCAUAGGUCUGUGAAGCCUCAGAUUCUCUCAGUGUUUGGCGAUAUUGCCCUUGCCAUUGGAGGAGAAUUUAAGAAGUACCUCGAUGUCGUACUGAAUACCCUCCAGCAGGCUUCCCAAGCGCAGGUUGAUAAGUCUGACUACGACAUGGUGGAUUACCUGAAUGAGUUGAGGGAGGGCUGCCUGGAAGCUUACACCGGCAUCAUCCAAGGAUUGAAAGGAGACCAAGAAAACGUUCAUCCGGAUGUGAUGCUGGUGCAGCCCAGAGUAGAAUUUAUUCUGUCUUACAUUGACCACAUUGCUGGAGAUGAGGAUCACACCGACGGAGUAGUGGCGUGUGCUGCUGGACUGAUAGGGGAUUUGUGUACAGCAUUUGGAAAAGAUGUACUGAAAUUAGUAGAAGCUAGACCCAUGAUACAUGAACUGCUAACUGAAGGAAGAAGAUCCAAGACGAACAAAACAAAAACCCUCGCUACCUGGGCGACUAAAGAACUGAGAAAACUGAAGAAUCAAGCUUGAUCUGUUACCAUUGGGAUGACACCUGAGACCCCCAAAGCUGGAAAUCUCCAAUCUUUUGAAAAAAACCCGGAAGUGAGGAGUGUGCACGGAUGCUGAAUGUUUGGGAAUGAGAGGAUGAGUGAGUGAGGCUUGAAACACACCACAUUGAAAAUCCCGCCACAGCAACAGCAGCGGAGCUGUUAGCGAGCUGAGCACUGACUUGCGUGGAAAACCUGGCAUCGGCCGUCUUCGGGGAGAGGGAACGACCGAUUUCUGUCCGAGUAACGAGCAAGUCUCUUCUUCCGACAGAUCAGGACUAGCUUCUCUGUCGUGGCCGGCGCAGGAGGGGAACGGCCGGUUUGGAGGAGAGGAAACUGGGUUCAACUGUGGUGCUCUGGGGUCUGGCUCGGGCUGCUGGAGGGAGACGGAGCCUGGGUCUCCAGCCGCCUGCUGUAACCUUUGCCGCACGAUGCUGUCGGUGCAUGGGAUAAAAGGAGGGGGGUGAAGGAUUUUCAGUCUAGGAGUGAGUGUGUGUGAAUGAGGCGGUAUCCACAUUCUCAACUUCAAGUCAUUGCAGUUUAUCUUUUCCCAAAAAAAAAAAAAAAAAAAAAAGAAAAAAAAAAAAAAAAGGGUUAGCUGUUGCAUUUCAUAAACUAACCGAAGUUCAGUCUACUGAUGCAGCAUAAGAGAUGUAAAAAAAGAAAAGAGGGGAAAAAAAAAAAAGACAAAAAAAGAAAAAAAAAAAAAAAAAGGAAAAAAAAAAUGAAAAAGGAAAGUCGCUCUUUAGGGCUUUUUAUUUUAGGGAAACACUGACGAAUGUUCAGAGCUCCCGUUCCGAGUGACGCUUUUCAUGAUCUCGUUUCAUCAAAGCGCCUUUCCUUCCUUAAUAUUGUUCAACUGUGAAUGUAGAAAUGGGGGAAAAACAAAACUCUUGCGUUAGAGGGAAUAGAAAUAAAUUGUCAAACAAGAUUUCAGGCUUAAAACAAAAACAAAAAAAAAAUUACAAAAGUUAAGUGCUCCGAAUUGGCAGUGAGAACGCAAAGGGAAAGAUCUCUCCUGACUUGUACUGUAGCAGCCAGAACACCCACAAAAAUUGUGCCAAAGAGUUGAAAAACAAAAUAAAACUUCAGGUAAUAUUUUGGAUUGCAAAAUGAGGAUAAAUUCAAUGUUCAAACAAAAUCUGAUAAAAUGCCAUUUGGAAACUGCUUGGCCUUUUGUGCUCUUUAUUUGAUCAAAUUUAAUGUGGUAUUGGUCUCUUGCUGCACUUCAAAACAAAAAAAGGAAAAAAGAAAUUUAUAUAAAAUAUAUAUAUACUGACUUGAGCUUACACAAGGCGGCACUUGUAAAAGGUUAUAUUUUUCCACUGCAGUUGAAGAUUAAUAAAAUGGUGUCAAACAUUCCCCAAUACUUCCUUUUUGUAUUCUUGGUCUUUCCAGUAAAAGGGGAACCCAUUUAAUGAUUUUAUUUUUUUUUUUUUUUAAUAGAGUAGUAACAGUCUGAUGGGCAACUCAGAAAUGAAUUGGCUGUUUACUGCUUCCCCAGUCAUGCAACGUCUUAUUUUCACAUGAAGGAUCAGAAUCUCUCGUUUCCUCUUAAAUGAAACUUUUGCUUUUGAGGAAUAUAGUCCCUUGCUUAUCCUAGAUUGUCAGCAAUAAGCCAACAAAAACUGGAGGAGGUGCAGGGUUUUGAGGCUGUUUCAUUUCAUUUUUAUUAAUGCAGCUGUUGAUACUACCAGCAUUUGAAUCUGCAGUUUAACAUGGGCAUUUUUAAAAGCUGCUUGUGGGAGGGAGAGUAGAAAACCUUAGCCAGUAUUCUUUUUUCUUUCUCUUCUUUUUUUUUUUUUUUUUUUCUCCUAAAAAGCAGGCAAGGAUCUGCUUUAUUUCCCCAAUUUCCUUUUCCCAGUCUGAUCCUAGGAUCCAUUACGAUGGAGCCCGCUUUCGUUGCCCAUCUGCACUGCAGCAUCCACAAUAGCUCUUGUACAGGGUAUCAGAUAUGUGCCUUUCAGUGCUGGGUUCAGAUUGCAGUCGAAGUGCCGACUUUGAACCAGUGUACAAAAAAAAAAUAAAUAAAUAAAAUAAAAAAUCCCAGGUGUUGAGAGGAGAGGAGGAGCUCUGUGAACUGGGAGAGCCAGCCAGCUCCGGAGCACGGACUAGGGAGAGGCCUGGGUCACAUUUCUAGUAAUGCCUUUUCUUUUUAUUUUGUUUCUUGAGGUGGGGUGGGAUUUCCUAAAAAAAAAAAAUUAUAAAAAAAGAAAAAGCCAUUCCUGAAGUUGGGGAGGGGGCGUGGAGGGAAGAAAUCUGAUCAUUCCUCAGUGCUACCUGUUUCUGUCCUGUGUGGCUGUUCAGCUGUAGGCAGCAGGAGAAUAAAGUACACUGAGACAGUAGUGGAAACAAA
Molecule: messenger RNA, 5369 nt
Organism: Tyto alba (common barn owl)
Lineage: Eukaryota; Metazoa; Chordata; Aves; Strigiformes; Tytonidae
Gene: KPNB1
Product: karyopherin subunit beta 1
Exons: 22
Coding region: 366-2996 (876 amino acids)
Biological process (GO): protein import into nucleus
Cellular component (GO): nucleus; cytoplasm
Molecular function (GO): nuclear import signal receptor activity; small GTPase binding
Source: RefSeq, a predicted model, not a curated record